UAAGGGCAAACACUCGUGAUUGAUAUCCCCCUCAAACCUAUGGAUCUCAAGUUCUUAUUGGAGAGAGAAAGCGCAAUGACUUUUCACAGGGAAGAGGAGGCAGAUGAGAAAUUCACCCACAAACAACAUGUAGAUGGAGGGUCAAAGACAAAGGGCAGUUUCGUUAGUGUGGCUGAAGAGGAUAAUGUUGGAGAACGGUUGAGUUUAGGAGUUGAGAGAAACAUGCCUGAGGAGGUUGAUCGAAUUCAAAACCCAAAUCCCCAAUCAAAACGUCUCAAGAAUAAGUUGUUCUCGUGCAAUUUCUGCAUGAGGAAGUUUUAUAGUUCACAAGCCUUAGGUGGUCACCAGAAUGCGCACAGGAGAGAAAGAGGAGCAACCAGAAGGGACCAAUCUCAAAAGAUGACGACGACGACGACGACGAGCACUUCUCGGGCAGCUAAGUCUUUGGGUGUUCAUGCCCAUUCGCUUAUGCACAAGCCAACCAGGGAAGGGUCUUCUUUGGCUGCUCCAUCUGGGGUUGCUAAUUCUGGGCUUGAUAUGGCAUGGUCAUCUCUUGUGAUAGAACAAGCCAUGAAUUUGAUUUGGCCAGGAAGCUUUAGGAUUGAUUUACCAAAGAGACCAUCGGAUGGAAAUGAACUUGACUUAGAUCUUAGGCUAUGAGAAAAAAUUGUUUACAUUUGAUUUGGUUAAAGUUGAUGCUUUCUUCAUUAUCUUGUUAGGUGUUGCAUUUGGCUAUGAUAUUAUAUACUAGUUUAAUUACUCGUGUUUUUUA
Molecule: messenger RNA, 772 nt
Organism: Prosopis cineraria
Lineage: Eukaryota; Viridiplantae; Streptophyta; Magnoliopsida; Fabales; Fabaceae
Product: zinc finger protein 7-like
Exons: 1
Coding region: 40-660 (206 amino acids)
Source: RefSeq, a predicted model, not a curated record